Acanthosepion pharaonis is the source of this 894-nucleotide messenger RNA. The record is from the annotation of a GenBank genome assembly. NCBI's taxonomy places the organism in Eukaryota, Metazoa, Mollusca, Cephalopoda, Sepiida, Sepiidae.
AUGUGUUUCUUCCUUCUCAGUUCCCUCCCCAUCCUGCACCCUCAAAUCCACCCUGUCCAUCUCUGUUCCAAACAAAUUUGUAUUACUCUCUCUCUCUUCACUUCAGUUAUUCUCUCUCUAAUGACAGGUUUACUUUCUUCUCUCUCCUUCCUCUUCUACACCACUCACUCUCUUAUAUCUGCCUUUGCCUCCCUGUGUAUCUGUUCUUUUUCCUUACUUCUCCCUUCUCCUCAACUGCUCUCCUCUUUCCUUUUAUUUUUCUUUAGUAAACGGCACUUGCAAAUAAUUUCAAUCUUGUCAUCUUCAUCUUCUCACAAUCCAUUCCAGUCUUCUCACAAUUUGUCUCUUCUGUCCCAGUCUUCUCACAGUCCAUUCCCAGUUCAGUCCAUUCCUCCAUUCCAGUCUUCUCACAGUCCAUUCCUCCAUUCCAGUCCUCUUCCACACAGUCCAUUCCCCAUUCCAGUCUUCUCACAGUCCAUUCCUCCAUUCCAGUCCACAGUCCAUUCCUCCCAUUCCAGUCCUCUCACAGUCCAUUCCUCCAUUCCAGUCCUCUCACAGUCCAUUCCUCCAUUCCAGUCCUCUCACAGUCCAUUCCUCCAUUCCAGUCCUCUCACAGUCCAUUCCUCCAUUCCAGUCCUCUCACAGUCCAUUCCUCCAUUCCAGUCUUCUCACAGUCCAUUCCUCCAUUCCAGUCUUCUCACAGUCCAUUCCUCCAUUCCAGUCUUCUCACAGUCCAUUCCUCCAUUCCAGUCUUCUCACAGUCCAUUCCUCCAUUCCAGUCUUCUCACAGUCCAUUCCUCCAUUCCAGUCUUCUCACAGUCUGUCUCUCAUCAUCAUAAUCCAUUUAUCUCAGCCUGCUUUGAUCUAUCUAGUGAUGGAUUCAAAUUUCUCUAA